Molecule: messenger RNA, 801 nt
Organism: Rotaria socialis
Lineage: Eukaryota; Metazoa; Rotifera; Eurotatoria; Philodinida; Philodinidae
Source: the annotation of a GenBank genome assembly
AUGUGGCAUUUGUGUCGUUUAACGUCUCGGUCUCUGAUCGGUGUAUGUCCUAUACUGAUUAGACAGCGAUCACUUAUUCCAAUACAGUCUUCAACUCCUCAACGAUUGUCUUCUUUUUCACCUUUUGUUAAAAUUAAAAAAAGUUUACCUCAGUCUCUUCCACAACCUCCAGUCAAUCCACGUCAUCCACCUGAUUAUAUUCCAAAUCGACCACUCAUUGAUUCAAGCAUACCGAAACCUAUUCCAUCUCAGUCUAAUAUAUUUGCACGUUUUCGUUAUGCAUAUGCAAAAUAUGGAAAAAUUCUAUUAGCUGUUCAUUUUGUUUCAUCAUUCGGCUGGUUUUCAGGUCUCCUUGUACUUCAUUUCAAUGGGUUUGAUCUUGGAAUGUAUCUCAUGAAUGGUCUUACACAUAUAAAUGUCAUUACUGAGGAACGACGUUCAUCAUUUAUACGUCGUAUGAAUGAAUUUAGUAUUUCUGGAAUAUUAUCAAGAAUCCCAUUUAUUUCUGAAAAUGUUCAGAAGAAAUUAAAAGAUUAUUGGACUGGAGAACGUGUUCGAUUGUUAGCAACAGUAUUAUUGCUUUAUAAAUUUUUAACACCAGUUCGUUAUGCAUUCUCAUUAGGCGUAACAACAUAUAUUUCACGCACAUUUCUGAAACGUGGUUUUAUUCAACGAGCACCACAAGGUGAUUCCUUACAUGAACUUUAUCGGGAUCAAAAACAAUUAAUUAAAAUUCAUGCAAGACGAGCAAGAGACAAAAUUAAAAAAUCCUCACGACGCGGUACAACUAAAUUUGAAUGA